Messenger RNA from Lotus japonicus, 4858 nucleotides. RefSeq lists its product as uncharacterized. The transcript is spliced from 23 exons. The record is from RefSeq and is a predicted model, not a curated record. Bases 269 to 4612 code for a protein of 1447 amino acids. NCBI's taxonomy places the organism in Eukaryota, Viridiplantae, Streptophyta, Magnoliopsida, Fabales, Fabaceae.
UAUGCAAAACGUAGCUUGGACUCGUAUAGAGACUCUUCCUUUCUACCACGUACUCCAUCCAUCACACUCUCUCUUCUCUUCUCUACUCAUCGAAACCGAGAAAGCAAAAAGCAAAAAGAAAACGAUGCUCACCAUUCAGCUUCUGACUUGGACCAACAACCAUUACUAAUUCAAACUAUCAAACGAUUCACUCCAAUUUUCAACUCUCCUUACGUUGCAGAAUAUAUGUAUAGAACUCACUUCCGUGGAUACCGGUCCUUAGGCGGCGAUGCAUUUUGUGAUAAUGCAUAGGUACCUCUGCUGCUGCAUUUUAUUCGGAUGCCUUUAUAUAUCGCGCCUUUCUCUUAGUUCAGGACAGCAUUUGAAUAGGACUACUGCCUUACAAACCUGGUUGAGUUAUUCUGGAUCACUUGUAAGAGAUGAUUCUGCAUUCCAUGCUUCGGAAUUUGCUAAAACAUCAACUUUGAGAUUGCCAUUGAAUGAGUCAGUUUCAUGUGAGGACUUGGAAGGUGUAGGAUCUUUUAAUACCACAUGCUUAUUAAGCUCAUCUCAUUAUUUGAAAUCUGAUAUUUACAUAUAUGGGGUUGGAAAUAUGGAGAUACUCUCUCAUGUUUCGCUUUCAUGCCCUGUCGAAGGGUGCAUGAUAACAGUCAAUGUGUCUGGCAACGUUAAACUGGGUCAAAAUGCGUCUAUUGUUGCUGGUACUGUGGUUUUAUCAGCAUCCAAUCUGACUAUGGAACACAGAUCUUCUAUAAACUCAUCGUCUUUGGGUGGGUCACCGCCUUCACAAACUAGUGGGACACCUGUUGGCAAUGAAGGAGCUGGUGGAGGGCAUGGUGGGCGUGGUGCAUCCUGUGUAAAAAAAACUAAAACGAAUUGGGGUGGGGAUGUAUAUGCUUGGUCCACUUUGUCUCAACCAUGGAGUUAUGGGAGCAAGGGUGGUGGUAAAUAUACUAAAGAACAAUAUGGUGGGAAUGGUGGGGGGCGUAUUAAGAUUCUAGUGAAUGACACUAUAUUUGUAAAUGGGUCGAUUACUGCAAAAGGAGGAGAUGGGGGAUCUGAUGGGGGAGGUGGCUCUGGCGGAAGUAUAUUGGUACAUGCCAAAAAGCUGAAGGGAUAUGGUACUAUCAGUGCUGCUGGUGGGAUGGGAUGGGGUGGAGGCGGUGGAGGAAGACUAUCACUUGAUUGUUACAGCAUCCAAGAAGAUCUAAAAAUUACUGUCCAUGGAGGUUUGAGUAUUGGCUGCCCUGGGAAUUCUGGAGCAGCUGGCACAUUUUUCAAUGCAAAUUUACUAAGUUUGAAAGUUAGCAAUGACAAUGUCACAACAGAAACUGAGACUCCUUUGCUUGACUUCUCAACCAGCCCUUUAUGGUCCAACGUUUAUGUGGAAAAUAAUGCGAAAGUUUUGGUUCCACUUGUCUGGUCCAGAGUUCAGGUAAGAGGCCAGAUCAGUGUAUAUAGUGGCGGAAGCUUAAUCUUUGGACUGUCAGAUUAUCCAAUUUCUGAAUUUGAGCUUGUUGCAGAAGAGCUUUUAUUGAGUGAUUCUAUUGUAAAGGUUUUCGGUGCAUUUAGAGUUUCUGUUAAAAUGCUACUCAUGUGGAACUCCACGAUUCAAAUUGAUGGUGGUAAAAGUACUGUUGUGGCUGCUUCAGUACUUGAAGUGAGAAAUCUUGCUGUUCUAAGGCAAACCUCUGUCAUUAGUUCAAACACGAACUUGGGCUUAUAUGGUCAAGGACUGCUACAAUUGACUGGUGAUGGUGAUGCAAUCAAAGGCCAGCGACUAUCCUUGUCUCUCUUCUAUAAUGUAACUGUUGGAUCAGGUUCUUUACUUGAAGCUCCUUUGGAUGAUGAUGCUAGUAGAGGCACGGUGACAACACAUCUUUGUGAUACACAGAGAUGCCCGAUAGAUUUAAUAACUCCACCUGAUGAUUGUCAUGUCAAUUAUACACUCUCCUUCUCACUUCAAAUUUGUCGAGUUGAGGAUCUUCUUGUAAAUGGUAAAAUGAAGGGAAGCAUAAUUCACAUUCACAGGGCAAGAACUGUGAUUGUUGAUACUGAGGGUAUGAUUACUGCAUCCGAAUUAGGUUGCACUGAAGGUAUUGGCAAGGGAAACUUUUUGAAUGGAGCUGGCGGUGGUGCUGGACAUGGAGGAAGAGGAGGAUCUGGAUAUUUCAAUGGGAGAAUGAGUAUUGGCGGUGAUGAAUAUGGAAAUGCUAUUCUUCCAUGUGAAUUGGGUAGUGGAACUAAGGGCCCUAAUGAGUCAUAUGGGCAUGUUGUUGGAGGCGGGAUGAUUGUGAUGGGAUCCAUUCAGUGGCCACUUUCGAGGCUUGACCUUUACGGGUCCUUGAGGGCAGAUGGUGAAAGCUUUAGCAAAGCAAUAACAAGCAGUGAUGGAUCUUUGGUUGGUGGUCUUGGUGGAGGUUCUGGUGGAACAGUCCUGCUUUUCCUUCAAGAACUCAGGAUUUUGGAGAAUUCCUCCUUAUCAGUUGUUGGUGGCAAUGGUGGCUCCCUUGGUGGUGGUGGUGGAGGUGGAGGUCGAGUUCAUUUCCAUUGGUCAAAGAUUGGUAUUGGGGAGGAGUACGUGCCUGUUGCAAGUAUCAGUGGCACCAUGAACUAUAGUGGAGGAGCUGGGGACCAUGAUGGCCUUCAUGGACAGGAGGGUACCAUAACUGGGAAAGCAUGCCCUAAAGGCCUUUAUGGAAUUUUCUGCGAGGAAUGUCCUCUGGGUACUUACAAAGAUGUUGAUGGUUCUGAUCCACAUCUUUGCAUUCCUUGUCCUCUUGAUCUUCUUCCGAACCGUGCAAAUUUAAUAUAUCAACGAGGGGGGGUUACAAAGCGUUCUUGUCCAUAUAAAUGUAUAUCAGACAAGUAUCGGAUGCCCAACUGUUAUACACCUCUAGAGGAGCUUAUUUAUACAUUUGGUGGUCCCUGGCCAUUUUCAGUAAUGUUGUCAUUAGUUUUAUUGCUUAUGGCUCUACUACUAAGUACUUUGAGAGUCAAGUUGAUUGGUUCUGGUUCAUAUCAUAGUUCAAGUUCUACUGAGCACCAUAAUAAUCACCGUUUUCCAUAUCUUCUAUCUCUGUCUGAGGUGCGUGGAGCCAGAGCUGAAGAGACUCAAAGUCAUGUACACAGAAUGUACUUUAUGGGUCCUAAUACUUUUAGAGAACCCUGGCAUCUUCCUUACUCACCUCCCCACGCUAUAAUUGAAAUUGUGUAUGAAGAUGCUUUUAAUAGAUUUAUUGAUGAGAUCAACUCAGUUGCUGCAUAUGAUUGGUGGGAGGGAUCAGUGCACAGUAUACUUUCAGUCGUGGCAUAUCCUUGUGCUUGGUCCUGGAAACAUUGGCGUCGAAGAGUUAAAAUUAGUCGCCUUCAGGAAUAUGUCAAGUCUGAAUAUGACCAUUCUUGUUUACGCUCCUGCCGUUCCCGAGCUUUGUACAAAGGGAUGAAGGUUGGGGCGACUCCGGAUUUAAUGGUCUCAUACAUUGAUUUUUUCCUUGGUGGUGAUGAGAAGCGAUUAGACAUUGUAUCAAUUAUACAGGAGAGAUUUCCCAUGUGCAUACUUUUUGGUGGGGAUGGGAGUUACAUGGCACCUUACAAUCUUCACAGUGAUGCACUGUUGACCAACCUCCUUGCCCAGCAUGUCCCAGCAACUGUUUGGAAUCGUUUGGUAGCUGGCCUGAAUGCUCAGUUACGGACAGUGAGGCAUGGAUCAAUUCGUGUCACACUAGGUCCUGUUGUUGAUUGGAUAAAUAGCCAUGCAAAUCCCCAACUUGAGUUCCAUGGAGUUAAAAUUGAGCUUGGAUGGUUCCAAGCAACAGCCUCUGGUUACUAUCAGCUGGGUAUCGUGGUAGCAGUUGGGGAUUAUUCCCUUCAUGAUUUGCACCAGUCUGAUACUUGGGUCGGUACUGAUGAAGCUAUGGGGAAAAAUGUGGCAUGUGGUAGAAAGAAUCUUAAGCAGCUGCAGCAUAGUCGGCCAUACAUGAGCAAUCCAUUAUCUCUUAAAAAGAUAACUGGAGGAAUUAAUGGUGGCCUGAUAAAUGAUGCUACCUUAAAAUCACUAGACUUUAAAAGGGAUCUUCUAUUCCCACUUUCUCUGCUGUUGUGCAACACUAGACCUGUUGGUCGUCAGGAUACUGUGCAACUGCUGAUCACUCUGAUGCUUUUAGCAGAUCUUUCUGUUACUCUCCUCAUGUUACUUCAGUUCUACUGGAUUUCUCUUGCAGCUUUUCUUUCUGUUUUACUAAUCCUCCCUCUUUCUCUACUAUCUCCAUUUCCUGCCGGUUUGAACGCAUUAUUCAGUAAAGAACCUAGAAGAGCUUCACUUUCUCGAGUAUAUGCACUGUGGAGCGCUACUUCUCUAUCUAAUAUUGGUGUGGCUUUUAUCUGUUGCCUAGUUCACUAUGCAGUAUCCCACCUUCACCCUGACGAGGCAAGUACACGUAGUGUCAAGAGGGAAGAUGAUAAAUGCUGGCUUUUGCCUGUCAUCCUUUUUCUAUUCAAGUCUGUACAAGUCCGUUUAGUCAAUUGGCACAUAGCGAAUCUAGAAAUCCAAGAUUUUUCUCUAUUCUGUCCGGAUCCAGAUGCUUUUUGGGCUCAUGAAUCUGGUUUAUGACAAAAGGAGUAGAAUCAUUAGAAUGUGAAUAUGGACGUUAAUUUUUUGACUAGUUUUAGAAUUUAGCUUGGUCGUGAGUAUCUUAGUUGCCUUGCCAACUUGCGGUGUGAAUAUAUUUAUAGAUGUACAGGGGAAUCUAGUUCUGCAUUUUUCGCUUUGUAAAAAAACUUCACAGGUUCCAAAGGAUAAUACAAGAUUCGUGUAUUUUUUUGUCUCAAAUUAGUGGGACUCUUUCUCAGAGGUUAA